AUGCCAAUCAACUGGCAGGAUCCUGCUGUAAAGGACAGGCUGCUCGCCGCAAUAAUUGGUUCGUUUGACAACAAGAUUAAUUGUCGUGAGGUUGCACGUCUCUUCGGUGGUGAAGCCACAUAUAACGCAAUCGAAAAUUUCUUGCGUGGUCCAAAAAAGAUGGCCCAGAGCCUCAAAAAAGAAGCGAAAGACGACAUCCCACCAUCACCAGCUAAACCGCGUACUCCAAAGAAGCUCGGCAGUAGCCUACUCAAUGGCGUCAAAGCCGGACGAGUUGCGAAGACUCCGGGGAAGUUCAAGGGUCCUCCGGUCAAGGAGCUCAUAGACCAUGACACCGAUGAUGGGGGAGAUGUAGAAGGCCUCAGCGACGCUUAG
This is a messenger RNA of Lindgomyces ingoldianus, 375 nucleotides long. RefSeq lists its product as uncharacterized. Bases 1 to 375 code for a protein of 124 amino acids. NCBI's taxonomy places the organism in Eukaryota, Fungi, Ascomycota, Dothideomycetes, Pleosporales, Lindgomycetaceae. The record is from RefSeq and is a predicted model, not a curated record. The transcript has 3 exons.